Molecule: messenger RNA, 273 nt
Organism: Mesocestoides corti
Lineage: Eukaryota; Metazoa; Platyhelminthes; Cestoda; Cyclophyllidea; Mesocestoididae
Source: the annotation of a GenBank genome assembly
AAAUCACUUGCCCUAUCAGAGUAUUUGAGUGCUUUUGUUAACAAAGUAGGGUACGGCACCCUGAAAGGAUUCGACAAUGUCAUCAACCUAAUUGUCAACGAUAGUCAUGAGAGGGUCUUUAGUCCAGAACGCGGAGUGGAGCAGGUACCUUUGGGGCUGUCAAUCAUUCGAGGGCAAAAUGUAGCCGUAAUUGGCGAGGUUGACGAGGAUCUGGAUGGCCGCAUUGACUUCGACAACUUGCGUGCUGAACCCCUAAAUCCUGUUGUUCAUUGA